Dufourea novaeangliae is the source of this 2221-nucleotide messenger RNA. RefSeq names its product putative inorganic phosphate cotransporter. The record is from RefSeq and is a predicted model, not a curated record. The transcript is spliced from 8 exons. The coding region runs from base 478 to 2091 and encodes 537 amino acids. Gene Ontology annotation, biological process: transmembrane transport; monoatomic anion transport. Gene Ontology annotation, molecular function: transmembrane transporter activity. Gene Ontology annotation, cellular component: plasma membrane. Lineage: Eukaryota; Metazoa; Arthropoda; Insecta; Hymenoptera; Halictidae.
CUCUGUGCGUGAUCAUCCGAGAGCUGUCGUAAUCUGGCAACAAGCCGCUGUCGCUGCCAGUGUCCGGUCUGCGCACAGUUCGACCGGCAGCUGCUGCCAACGUCGUCGCAACCGAUAUAUACAUAUAUUCCGAGCGCGUGGAACGAUUUAGUUAGUAAAGAUAAUACAAUUUUGGCAACGAUCUCGCUGCAAACGAACAACACACAAACAUACGCCAGCCGAUCUUCGCGAUCUGCACGCGGAAGAAACGACACGUCGAGGUGGCGCGGCGCGACGAGGCUUAUCUCCUCUCGUCUCGGCGCGCGCGCGAUCUCUGAGCUACUUUCGAAAACGUACGAAAGCUUUUCUGUCCUGGUUCAUUGGAUUUUUCGACUUUUUCGAAUCCUGACGGAGGAGUAAUUGUACGUACAGGUUCCAGCGCACGGUUGCAGAGGAUAUCAGGACCAUCUCUUCUUACGAUUUUGCCGGUAUCCCAGAAUGGCUUCCAACCGAAAUCCACUAGAUCGGCUGACGUGCAGACAGGUGCUGAACAUCAUGGUGAUCUUGGGUUUCAUGUUCAAUUACAUGUUACGCGUGAAUCUAACGAUAGCGAUCGUGUCGAUGGUCGUGCCCGAUAACGACCCGUCUCAUCAAAAUGGAUUCAACUACUCGUCCUCCGGUGCAUGCGGCGUCCACCGGGGAACCGUGAUUGGCCCCGGUUCGCUGAAGCACACGACGAUAGGGGAGACGGCAACGGUUCCGAUCCCGGUGAAUUCAUCGAACCGCACAAGCCACCGUUCCUCCUCUCCAUCCAUGGAUGCAGAGAAAAAACCUGAAGAAACGAAACAGACGCGAUACCCGUGGAACGAAUACGAUGUUAAUAUUGUCUUGGGAAGCUUCUUCUGGGGUUACAUCUGUACAGAGCUACCGGGCGGAAGACUCGCGGAGACUAUAGGCGCCAAAAGAGUGUUUGGGUAUAGUAUGCUGGUCUCCAGCGCUAUAACGCUGCUGACCCCAUUAGCAACGACUUACGGCUAUGUCGCGGUUGCUGCUUUACGAACAGUCCUUGGAUUUAUGUUGGGCGCUACUUGGCCUGCCAUACAACCGAUGACAGCCCGAUGGAUCCCACCGACGGAACGCAGCAAGUUUGUCUCCAACAUGAUGGCCUCGUCGCUCGGAGCGGCGGUAACUAUGCCGAUCUGUGGAUUUCUGAUCGCUUCCCUGGGAUGGGAAUCGGUUUUCUAUGUAACCGGCGCGAUCGGGCUUCUAUGGAGCGUGUCCUGGUUCCUCCUGAUAUUCGAUUCUCCCGCCGAACAUCCGAGAAUCUCCGACGAGGAGCGUCGUUACAUCGAGGAUGCGAUCGGUUCGAGCACCGUGACUAAGGGUCUACCCGUUCCAUGGAAAUCCAUCUUCCGGUCAGCUCCAGUCUGGGCCAUUGUAGUCACGCACGGAUGCAGCGUGUUCGGGUAUUUCACCGUUGUCAACCAAUUACCGACUUACAUGAAGUACAUUCUGGACUUUAACAUUAAACAGAAUGGAAUGCUUUCCUCGCUACCGUACCUGGGUAAAUACAUUUUCGCUGUAGCGACGGCUUCACUGGCUGAUCAUUUGCUGAAGAAGAAGAUGCUGUCGGUGACUGCUAUUCGGAAGAUAUUUACUACAUUUGCUGUGAUGAGUCCAGGCCUGUUGAUGAUCGCGCUGGCGUAUCAGGGAUGCGAUCGUGUCGCCUCAGUGGCGAUUUUCACAAUCGCGUUGACCAUCAACGGCGCUGUCACGGCCGGUUAUCUAGGGAACGGUUUGGACAUCGCGCCAAACUUCUCCGGAACGAUUUUCGGCUUGGCGAACACUCUCAGUUCGUUGGGCGGAUUUCUGAGCAGCCACAUGGUCGGCUCGAUAACGUAUAAGAAUCAAACGUACGCGCAAUGGACCAUCAUCUUUUGGAUCUUGGCAGCGACCUACUGUACCGGCGCUCUGACCUUCGCGAUCUUCGGCACUGGUGAGCUGCAGAAAUGGAACAAUCCCGUCGUGGCGGAUGCACGGAAUAAAGAAAACGACGAAAACGUCCUCGAUGUCGAAGAAUCGCUGCCUCUGAAGGGCAAAACGAUUUCCUAACGAAAAAUUCGUUAACGUUAAGCGAUUCAAAGUUAAACAAGUACAAGUAUUACUAUGUAAUAAGGCACGCUUCAAUUUCGUGUACUCGAAAUGAGUUUUGUAAUUUAUAAAUGAUCCGUCGUUAACGAAC